Molecule: messenger RNA, 4662 nt
Organism: Chlorocebus sabaeus (green monkey)
Lineage: Eukaryota; Metazoa; Chordata; Mammalia; Primates; Cercopithecidae
Biological process (GO): regulation of transcription by RNA polymerase II
Cellular component (GO): nucleus
Molecular function (GO): DNA-binding transcription activator activity, RNA polymerase II-specific; RNA polymerase II cis-regulatory region sequence-specific DNA binding
Source: RefSeq, a predicted model, not a curated record
ACUGUUUUUCUUGGGAAGGAGAAGGCGGCGCACGCCCGCGGUCUCUUUUGUUGUUGUGGUAACGACCGUUGGAACUCUUUGAACUCUCGGCUCUGAGAGGCUCCAGGUUUCUCCGCCAGAGCUCCUGUCGCUCUGUCACCUGCGCUGUGUUCCUCUCUAGUCGCAGGAGCCCUGGGGAAUAAAGUUGGGAGCUCAGGCAUGGACUCAAUGACCUUUGAGGAUGUGGCUGUGAACUUCACUCCAGAAGAGUGGGCUUUGCUGGAUCCUUCCCAAAAGAAUCUCUACCAAGAAGUGAUGCAAGAAACCUUAAGGAACCUGGCCUCUAUAGGGAAGAAAUGGAAAGACCAGAACAUUGAAAAUGAGUACAAAAAUCCCAGGAGCAGCCAAAGAGGUCUUAUGGAAGAGAGACUAUUCGAAAGUGAAGGUCAUCAGCAUGGAGAAAUUUUGACCCAGGUUCUGGAUGACAUGCUGAAGAAGAAAACUGGAGUAGAAUCAUGUGAAAGGAAUGUGUGUGAGGUCGGCAUGGGUCAUUUAUCCCUUAAUAAGCACACCAGAGCUGACACUGGACACAAGCCAUAUGAGUAUCAGGAAUAUGGACAGAAGCUAUAUAAAUGUACAUACUGUGAGAAAGCCUUCAGCUACCUCCCCUACUUUCGCAGACAUGUAAUUGCACACACUGGAGAAAAACUCUAUGAAUGUAAGGAUUCUGGGAAGGCAUUUAGUUUUUCCAUUUCUUUUCAUAGACAUAAAAGAGCUCACUCUGGAGGGAAUCCCUAUGAAUGUAAACAAUCUGGAAAACCCUUUGGAUGCACCUCAGAACUUCGAAUGCAUGCAAGGACUCACAGUGUAGAGAAACCUUACAAAUGUAAGAAAUGUGAAAAAGCAUUUAAUAACAUAUCUUCCUUUCAAAUACAUGAAAGAAUGCACAGAGGAGGGGACCAUCAAGCAUGUAAGGGUUCUGGGAAGACAUACCGUUUUUUUGGUUUCUAUCACAGACAUAGAAUGCUUCACGCUAGCGGGAAAUUUUAUGGAUGUAAGAAAUGUGGGAAAGCCUUUAUUAGUUUCUGUGCCUUUCGAUACCAUCAAAGGACUCACACUAAAGAGAAAUCCUAUGCACGUAAACAAUGUGGGAAAGCCUAUAUUUCUUCCAUUUCUUUUCGAUAUCAUCAGUUGAGUCACACUGGAGUGAAACACUACGAGUGUAAGCAGUGUGGCAAAGGCUUCAGUUUGCCCAAUUCCAUUCGAUGUCAUGAAAUGACUCACACUGGAGAGAAACCCUAUAAAUGUAAGCAAUGUGGGAAAGCUUUCAGAUGUGCCUCAAGCCUCCAGAUACAUGGAAGGACUCACACUGGGGAGAAACCCUAUGAAUGUAAACAGUGUGGUAAAGUCUAUCGUUAUUGGAGUGGCCUUCGAGUACAUGAACUAACUCACAUUGGAAAAAAGCCUUACGAAUGUAAGGAAUGUGGGAAAUCAUUCUAUAGUUCCGGUUUCCUUCUAAAUCAUAAAAGGAUCCACACUAGGGAGAAACCUUAUGAAUGCAAGGAAUGUGGGAAAGCAUUUGGUAAUCCCAUAUCCUUUCAAAAACAUGAAAGGAGUCACAGAAAAGAGAAGCCUUAUGAAUGUAAGGAAUGUGGGAAGGUAUUCAGUUUUUCUAGUUCCCUUCGGAGACAUGAAAGGACACACACUGAAAAACCCUGUGAAUGUAAACAACAUGGGAAAGGAUCUUUUCGUAGAAGCUGUUCUAGGCACAUGAAGAUACACACUGGAGAGAUACUUCAUAAACGUAAGAUUCGUGGAAAAGUCUUUCAUUCUCCCAGUUCAUUUCAAACACGUGAAAGAUCUCACACUAGAGAAAAAUGCUAUAAAUGCAAGCAAUGUGGAAAACCCUUCAUUUAUUUCAAUGCCUUUCAACAUCAUCAAAGGAGCCACACUGGAGAGAACCCCUGUGAGUGUAAGCAAUGUGGGAAAGCCUAUAUUUCUUCCACUGCUUUUCAGUGUCAUGAAUUGAGUCACACUGGAGCAAAACGCUAUAAGUGUAAGCAAUGUGGCAAAGGCUUCAAUUUGCCCAGUUCCAUUCGAUAUCAUGAAAUGACUCACACUGGAGAGAAACCCUAUGAAUGUAAGCAAUGUGGGAGAGCUUUCAGAUCUGCCUCGCACCUUCAAACACAUGGAAGGACUCACAGUGGGGAGAAACCCUAUGAAUGUAAACAGUGUGGUAAAGUCUGUCGUUACUGGAGUGGUCUUCGAAUACAUGAACUAACGCAUAUUGGAAAAAAGCCUUAUGAAUUUAAGAACCGUGGGAAAUCAUUCUAUAGUUCCAAUUUCUUUCAAAAUCAUAAAAGAGUCCACACUAGAGUGAAGACAUAUGAAUGCAGGGAAUGUGGGAAAGCAUUUGAUAAUCCUACAUCCUUUCAAAAGCAUGAAGGGAGUCACAGAAAAGAGAAGCCUUAUGAAUGUAAGGAAUGUGGGAAGGUAUUUGGUUUUUCCAGUUCCCUUCGGAGACAUGACAGGACACACAUAGGUAAAAAACACUACGAACAUAAACAACGUGGCAAAGGAUUUUCUCAUCUUAGAAGCUUUUCUAGACACAUGAAUACUGGAGAGAGAUCCCAUAAAUCUAAGAUAUGUGGAAAAGUCUUUCAUUCUCCCAGUUCAUUUCAAGCACAUGAAAAAUCUCACACUAGAGAGAAACGCUAUAAAUGCAAGCAAUGUGGGAAAGCCUUCAUUUAUUUCAGUGCCUUUCAGUGUCAUCAAGGGAGUCACACCAGAAAGAAGCCCCAUGAAUGUAAGCAAUGUGGGAAAGCCUAUGUUUCUCCCAUUUCUUUUCGAUAUCAUCAGUUGAGUCACACUGGAGCGAAACGCUAUGAGUGUAAGCAAUGUGGCAAAGGCUUUAAUUUACCCAGUUCCAUUCGAUAUCAUGAAAUGACUCACACUGGAGAGAAACCCUAUGAGUGUAAGCAAUGUGGGAAAUAUUUCAGAUGUGCCUCAAGCCUCCGAAUACAUGGAAGGAUUCACACUGGGGAGAAACCCUGUGAAUGUAAACAGUGUGGUAAAGUCUAUCGUUAUUGGAGUAGCCUUCGAAUACAUGAACUAACUAAUACUGGAAAAAAGCCUUAUGAAUGUAAGGAAUGUGGGAAAUCAUUCUAUAGUUCCGGUUCCUUUCUACAUCAUAAAAAGAAACUACACUAGGGAGAAGCCUUAUGAAUGUAAGGAAUGUGGGAAGGUAUUCAGUUUUUCUUGUUCCCUUUGUAGACAUGAAAGGACACACACUGGGAAAAAGCCCUAUGAAUAAACAACGUGGGAAAGGAUUUUUCAUAUCUUCCAUGGAGCUUUGAAUGCAUGAAAAGAUACAUUACAGAGAAAUGCUAAAUGUAAGGGGUGUAUACAAGCAUUUAGUAAUUUCUCUUCCUUACUUAUACGUGGAAGGAUGCACACUGGAGAGAAGCCAUAUGAAUGUAAGAAUUGUGGGAAAGCCUUCACAUCUGCCAAGAACCUUCAAAAUCGUGGAAGGACAGACACCAGAGAGAAACCAUGUGAAUGCAAGCAAUGUGGCAAAGCUUUCAUUUGUUCCAGUUCGUGUCAGCAACAUGAAGAGAUACAUUCUGUUAAUAUGCAUUCAAUUAUCCCAAUUCCUUUGAAACACAGAAAAAGAGUAGGGAAAGGACCUGUGAGAUAAUUUAUUUCUGAGUUGAGAAGAGCUACCGGUGAAUGGACAGUUAAAUCUGGAUGUAUUUAGAUAUUUAGAUGGUUCUGAUACAAUUCAUCUAUAGCCAAUCUUUUUUUUUUUUUAAUUUUUUCAUUUUUUAGAUGGAGUCUUGCUCUGUUGCCCAGGCUGCAGUGCAGUGGCAUGAUUUCAGCUCACUGCAACCUCUGCCUCCCGGGUUCAAGCAAUUCUUCUGCCUCAGCCUCCCAAGUAGCUGGGAUUACAGGCAACCGCCAUCACGCCUGGCUAAUUUUAGAGAUGGGGUUUCACCAUGUUGGCCAGGCUGGUCUCAAACUCCUGAUCUCAAGUGAUCCACCUCGGCCUCCCAAAAUGCUGGAAUUAUAGAUGUGAGCCACUGCACCCUGCCACUUAUAGCCAAUCUUAAUGAGAUUUCAUAGGCACAGACAAGGGAGGUGUCAGUCACAUAUUAGAGGCACCACACAGGGAGAGCAGUGUGUGGCCACCUGCUUCAGCCCAUUUUUUCUGAUUCUCUUGCUUGCAAAUUAAGAGGAUUCUCCAAAUCCUUGACUUUCCUUUUCUCAGAGUCAUAGUUCUCCAGAGAUGUUGCCAGAUGAUUCACAUUAAAGGUACAUUUCCAGUUGGCUUUUUUAUUCCAGAUAUUAGUAAAUGAUUACCAGAGAACUAAUUCAAACUGUCAUGGUUGGAAAUACUCUGAUGGUCAACUCCCUAAUCUAUAGAGUGAGUUAAGGUCUAUGCUCUUUUGCAAGCAUUGUUCUAGUGGCAGUGACCCUGUUCAUGAUUCAGCCUGACAUUUACUAUGCUUCCCUGAAAACCAACUAGAUGGGAACUUGUUUCUCUCCUGCAUUGUGUAGUGACUGGUGUCACCCAGGACUUUUAUGUGAGAAAAAGCACCUUGCUCUUAAUCUGGGAAUUUUGAGUGUUUUUUGUAAUGCCUCAGUUUAUUCUUAUUUAUGGUUGAUUAUAUGUGAUUAAGAACA